AAUGGACAAGGAUCCUCAAAAACACUCUAUAUUAAAGUCCAAUAAAAUGGACAGACGACCACAAUUGCCGCCAGUGAAUGUCGCCGAACCGCUGACGGUUCGAUCGGUCCUCCAACUGUAUUUUAACACCUUUCUGGGCGCCAAUUUCGCCGAGUCUUUUGUGUUUCCAUUGGACGUGGCCAAGACCCGGAUGCAGGUGGAGGGCGAGGAGGCCAAGAAGACGGGCGCCAAGGUACCCAAUGCCUUGGCCACACUCAAAAGUAUGGUCAAGAACGAGGGACCCAAGACGCUCUAUGCUGGAUUUUCGGCCAUGGUGGCCCGGAAUUUGAUCUUCAACUCGAUGAGGGUUGUGCUAUACGAUGUCUUUCGGCGGCAGUUCAUUCGCGUGGACGAAAACAAGAAGGAAACCCUGUCCGUAUCCUCGGCCCUGAUGUGCGGCUUCGUCGCCGGUUGCAUUGCCCAGGCCUUGGCCAAUCCCUUUGACAUCGUAAAGGUGCGCAUGCAGACGGAGGGCCGUCGCCGCCAGUUGGGCCACAAGCCUCGGGUCAGCAAUAUGUUCAACGCCUUCACGGGCAUCUAUCGCGAGGGUGGCCUCCCCAGCAUGUGGAGGGGCAUAACUCCAAGCUGCCUGCGCGCCUGCCUUAUGACCGCCGGCGAUGUGGGCACCUACGAUCUGAGCAAGCGUUUCUUCAAAAAUCUACUCGAGCUGGACGAUGGCCUUAGGCUGCGAUUCCUCUCCUCCAUGUGCGCUGGUCUGGCGGCCAGUGUGCUCAGCAAUCCCGCCGAUGUGAUCAAAUCCCGAGUAAUGAAUCAACAAACGGAUGCAGCGGGCAAGAAUCUCACCUACAAGAACUCCAUGGAUUGUCUAGUGAAAACUGUCAGAGAGGAGGGGAUUCUAACGUUGUACAAGGGCCUGCUCCCCUGCUGGUUCCGCCUGGGUCCGUUCUCGAUACUGUUCUGGUUAUCAGUGGAGUUUUUGAGAGAUUUGGAGGGACAAACGGGGUUCUAAUUACUCCGGUAGCUCUCUAGGAACUACGGUAAAUCAUUGGACAAAAAAUAUGAUCUUAAGAGGUGUAACAGAGUAUCACAGAUCAUCAUCUUCAGUGGAAUUUAGAUGAAGUUAGAGAAUCGUUCGCAGUGGAUCUCUGCGUGUACGGUUUCUAACAUUUUAUUUGUAAAUUCAAUGCUCUUAGAAAAGUGUCUUCAAAGAUGAUAGACCCCAGGGGAAAAGAGGAUCUUUAUUUACUGGGAUAGUAGAAUUUAGAGGAUCAUCUGCAGAGGAUCCGUGUGUUUGUUUUCCAUACAUUUUCUCAUCAAAAUCGUAUAUGUAAUACUCAUAGAAAAAGUCUCCCCAUAAAAAUAUAAUGGAU
This is a messenger RNA of Drosophila persimilis, 1370 nucleotides long. RefSeq names its product mitochondrial uncoupling protein 4C. NCBI's taxonomy places the organism in Eukaryota, Metazoa, Arthropoda, Insecta, Diptera, Drosophilidae. Bases 2 to 1009 code for a protein of 335 amino acids. The record is from RefSeq and is a predicted model, not a curated record. Gene Ontology annotation, biological process: response to cold; transmembrane transport. The transcript has a single exon.